CCCCUUUGUGGGAGACUUGUGAUGUGGAAACCCCAAGACGUGCCCCAGCUGACACAUCCUGUCCCCUUGUCAGCUGCAGACUCUGUCCUCUCACCCACUGGCCCCAGGACGGUGCGGGCCACAGGGGUCUGGACAUGUGUCCCCACUCCAGCACCUUCCUGGCCCUUGUGCUCUGCCUGGCCCGGGUGCUCCACGCUCAGACAGGGACCCUGCCUCCGCCCACCAUCCACGCUGAACCGGCCGCCGAGAGCCCCCUGGGGCAGUGUGUGACCGUCGUGUGCCGGAGCCCCGCUGCCUUUGACGUAUUCCGCCUGGAGAAGGAGGGCGGUGCCUUGAAACCAGAUGUGAGCAAGCCGACACCGCACGACACAGAAGCCCGGUUCUCCUUCACUGCAGAUAAAGGCACUGAAGGGCACUACCGCUGCCUCUAUUAUAGAAACAGAGCAUGGUCUGAUCGCAGUGCGACGCUGGACCUAGUGGUGACAGAGACCCCUGGAAGUGUCGGCUCCUCCCCACCACGGACCUGCAACUCGACUGGAGACACUCAGACAUAUGGCGACGACAGUAACAGCCUAGACCUGUCAACAGAGCAUGUCUAUAUUCUCGUCGGGGUCUCUGUGGCCUUGUUCCUUUGUCUCCUCCUCCUGGCUCUUGCCCUCCUGUGUGGUCAGCGUCAGAAAAAGCGCAAGCUCCCCAGCAGCCGGGGUGAGGAGCAGAGGCCCCAGGAAAGGGUCAGCCCAGCUGUUGACCUCGAGAAGACACCAGAUCUGCCAUCAGUUGACAGACUUCCUGAGGAGGACAGGGAAGCACCCAGCCCAACCCCUGCUGCAGGAAGCCCCCAGGACGUGACGUACGCUCAGCUGGACCAGCAGGUCCUCACACAGAGGACGGCCCGAGCCACGUUCCCGCAGUCGGUGGAGCCCACGGCUGAGGCCAGCACAUACGCAUCCCUGGCCAGACGCUGAUUCACGCACACCUGGCCUCUGCUCCGAGACAUGAAGUCACUCCUGCCAGAGCGUCAAGUGGCCGCUGGAGGGCUUCUCUUUGGAAUCCUCCCUUUCUGAAAAGCCAUGCAGUCAGCUCUCCUGGAGGCAAGAGCUGAACUCCAGAGGUCCCCGGUCAACGUCUAGGAGAUUCAUUAACCGCGUGGUCCCUCCGGAAAUCAGCUAGACGCUUGGAGAGAACGAGUACCACUUAAUUUGCAAACACCCAGGGCUACAGUCCCCCGGCAGUUUCCAGAGACUCAGCUACGGCCCCACAGUCACCCAGGUGAUUCCGGAUGUGUCCCGUGUGUCCCCAAUGGCCCCAGAGACUCUGUUUCAAUUGUCCACUCAGCCGGCCCCUAAGACUUUCCAGAGUUCAGUGGUGGACCCUGAGCCCGGGCUACACUGGGCAGCUGGUAGCUGAGACCCCGUUUCCUGGGUUACGCUUAGUGUUGUUCAUCAAUAAAUGUUUUCACAGGCCCAGCCUGCAGCAGCUCUGCACACGGGGCCGUGGUCCCAGUGUCUGCUUA
Hyaena hyaena (striped hyena) is the source of this 1513-nucleotide messenger RNA. RefSeq names its product leukocyte-associated immunoglobulin-like receptor 1. Lineage: Eukaryota; Metazoa; Chordata; Mammalia; Carnivora; Hyaenidae. The transcript is spliced from 10 exons. The coding region runs from base 135 to 965 and encodes 276 amino acids. The record is from RefSeq and is a predicted model, not a curated record.